This is a messenger RNA of Naegleria gruberi, 1005 nucleotides long. RefSeq lists its product as uncharacterized. The record is from RefSeq and is a predicted model, not a curated record. The coding region runs from base 1 to 1005 and encodes 334 amino acids. Lineage: Eukaryota; Heterolobosea; Eutetramitea; Acrasida; Naegleriidae. The transcript has a single exon.
AUGUCCAAAUCCAUCCAACACAAAUUAAUGAUCGGUGAAUUGACUUCAAUAUUCGAGUCGAUAUUUGGAUCAACCUCAGGAGGGCAUCAUGGACAUGGAAAUAAACAAAAUAAUCGGAAGCAAGUUGAAUUGGAAUUUGAAACAUAUGGUGAUGAGGGAAGUAUUCAAGUAAGAUUUGAAAAGAUGAAGGGAGGAAAGACGGAGAAACGAUACAAGUUGAUUAUUAAUUAUCCAGUUGAACGAAUUGGAGAAUUUAAAUUGACCAUUAACAAGUAUUGUAUAGAGAAGAAGCAAUUAAUUAUUUUGAUUGAGGAUUUUAAUUUGGAUAAGAGUGUUUCAUUGUUUGUUGGAAAGGCAACAGAGAGUAAGAUCUACAUGAUUCGAUUAGGGGAUGAAUUGUUACACCUAUCGAUUGCAAAAGUAGUUGAGAAAUUGUUUGUUCCGAGAGCUAUUGAUAAGAGUGUUACCAGUGAGGGAUGUAUAGUGUAUAAUCCUAAUAUCUUCUUUGUGGAUGAACCUUCUUUGAGUAUGAAAACAACUUGUGAUACUGCCAUGGGAAUGUUUGAUCCAAAGGAAAAAUAUUCGAAUACUGACCCAGUUAUCCAUCAAGUUCAAAUUCGAUACAGAGAAUUUCAUCAAAUUUGGGUGAAGGGAUUUGUCUUCACCACAGGCUUUUCACCAGUUGUUCCAAUUUUGGACGGUCGUAACAAUGAUACUUAUGAAGAAGCUUCUUGUGGUUAUUGUUUUAAGAAUGGCCUGUACAAGACUAAACGAAAUGAAGGAUAUGAAAACUUUGAUUGCUAUGAGUUUGAGGAAUGUGUAGAGUUCAAUAAGGGACAUUUGAGAAAUUAUAAUUUCCAGAAAGGAAUUUUAUUAGAAUUUAUCUAUGUGAGAGGAAAGGUGAAAAAAGGAUCAAAGAGUAUCUGUACAUUAACAAAUUGGAAGAGAUUGUGCAUUAAGGGUAAAAAUCCAUAUUGGAUUUCAAAAUAUACACUUACCAAGUGA